This is a messenger RNA of Exophiala mesophila, 378 nucleotides long. RefSeq lists its product as uncharacterized. Bases 1 to 378 code for a protein of 125 amino acids. The transcript has 4 exons. Lineage: Eukaryota; Fungi; Ascomycota; Eurotiomycetes; Chaetothyriales; Herpotrichiellaceae. The record is from RefSeq and is a predicted model, not a curated record.
AUGGCUUCUAGUGGUCUUUUCAAAGCAGCUGCCGUGCUCAAUGCGUUAUCUAUACCCGGCCACAUGAAAUACGGGUUCGAUUAUAUAUAUCCUAGCGUGGCACUUGUACCUGGCGGACCCAAACAUGCGUUCGGCAAACAGGGUGCGGUCGAUGGGUGGGAUUACAUGAAUGGGAGCCUUGCUAUCGCUGCCCUAUUGAAUUGGCAGUGGAGUACCACAGGGGGCCCAACUACAAAGUUUGAGAAUCUUAUGUUCUGGACUUUGUUUGCCUCGGGGGGGUUGUGUGGUAUUCGAUAUUUCAAGGUUGGCUCUUAUAAGCCUCUCCUGUGUCAUUGGGUUGCGCCGGUUUUGGCAGUUGCUGCGCUAUGGCUCAAGUAA